UACAGGUCGAAGGUUUAUGCCGUAAAGCAAACCUGACGAGUUGUUUUGAGCUUUCUUGCUGGGCGUUUUAGAGCUUUUGGGAAGUCCUCAGUAUUCAGCGUAUAUACCCAAACCUUUCGGUUUAAAAUGUCAACAGAUUCAAAUUUGUGUCGGUGGGUUCUGAAAUAAGAUUUCGUUCAACCUGGAAGGCAUGCGUUAUUUAUUCAUCUAUCAUUAAAAAUAUCGUUCGCUUCCUGUACUCGCUUUCACUUCCCUGGUCGUAUAACAAUACGCCUGCCAGCUAACUUUUAAUAUCACUGGAGGGUGAAGGAGUGUCCCUCUUUCUGCCAGGAUGCUGGCCACUGUCGUGCUCUGCAGCCUGAUACUGUCUGCCACAGGACAGCAUGUGGAGGACGACUGGAUAGACCCGUAUGAUAUGCUCAACUACGAUGCAAGCAGCAAAACGAUGAGGAAGCCUGCAGAGCCGGCGAACUAUCCCAAUGUGCCCACCAAAAGAAGAGAGUAUAACCAGAACUCCGGCAAAGCUGAUCAGAUGCCAUGUGACACCCAAGUGGCAGAGCUUCAGAUACAGGUUGAACAGCUUCAAAAGAAAAUCACACUCAUCUCACAGCAGCCCACAUGUAAUCCAGUGUUCAAGCGAUUCUUAAGCAGGCUGCUGAAAGAAAUCCAAAGAGUUGGUUUGCCCGGUCAUUCUGCAGACGCCAUUUAUGAUGCCACAAUCAAACUGUCCUCACAAGCCAUUACAGAGAUUCAGACACUUCUGGAGGGUGAAGACAGUUGGAGGACAGGAGCUCUGGACAACGCAAUCAGUCAGAUACUGGUGGAUCUCAGACCACAUGACUACGAGGCCUGGAAGUGGCGCUUUGAAGACACCUUCGGCGUGGAGCUGGACACACUAUUAAAAAUGGCGCUGUUGUUUCUUUUCUUAAGCGGCAUCAUAUGCACUCAGCUGUGGUCAACGGUGUCCAGGUUCAUGCAGUUCCGCAGAAUGCUCUUUCUUGGCUUUAUUGCGAGUAUUUUCUGGAAUUGGUUGUACCUAUACAAGAUUGAAUUUGCCAAACGUCAAAAUAACUUGGUGAAGGCAAACGGCGACUAUGAGAAAUGCACUGGAAUGAGGAGGAUUGACUGGUAUGACAGCAUAAAAGAGUGGUACAGAAGCACCCUGACUCUCCAGGAUGAUCCUUGUAAGACAUACUAUGAAUUUCUGAUGGUUGACCCCUUGCUGCUUGUCCCCCCAACAAAGGCGUUUGCAGUUACCAUCACAACCUUCUUCACAGAGCCACUUAAGCACAUCGGCGAGGGCAUCAGUGACUUUCUUCGAGCCCUCCUCAAAGAUCUACCGAUCACGCUGCAGAUCCCAGUUCUCCUCACCAUUGUGCUCGCUAUUGUGGUGUGCAUGUAUGGGAGUGUCAAUGCAGCUUUUCAACAUGGCAUCACCGCACCUUUCCGUCGGCCUCGAAGAGAUCCACCUCAAUAUCAUCUCGAACAACGGCGUCACGUCCAGGAGAUCGAGGAUGGUGACCACUUAGCGGGAGGAGACAUGCCUCAACAAGCCCUGAGGCACAGAGCCGAUGAUGCCAGAUUAGACAGGAACCAGGUUCAUCAGAGGAGGCCCAACAGACCCCGGGAAGAGCGUGCAAAGUUGGUCGUGGAGACUCUGUGCACUGCAGGGCCUCCAAGCGGUGGGGAUGAGACGGACGCCAGGCUGCGCGAGGAGGCGCAAAAUCUCUCUGCUGAGUCGGAUUCAGAAACUCAGCAGGAGGCACAGGAGGAGCUAGCAGGAGCCGGUGCCAGUGAGAUCUCUGAUAAUAGAACUCAAUUAGAAACAAAAUCUCUUGAAUUAGAUAUACAUUUUUCUAAAAAUAAACCUUUAAAAGUGAGUAAAAAACCUGCUCAUGAUGAACCCAGCAGAGACACUGCAGCAUCCAGACAUCAGCCAGCAGAGAGACCGCCUGCACACACUGAUGUUCAAGACCAGGAGGGGGCAGAAGACAGGAAGUCAAUGAUGACACACGUGGAAACUAUCGGACUUUCCGUUCAGGAGUCUACUCCGGCAUCGGCAGAGUAGCUACCUUCUUCAUCAGUCAGAGCUGGAAGAAUAGCUUUAUUAUGUUUGUUUUUAUUUUUAUACUGGACUGUAGAAGCGAUGAAGGGAAGAUAAUGUCUCUAUACAAAAGAUUUACAGGUAUUGUUUAAAUGUGCUUGAACAUCAUCUUAAAGGAAACCGUUUCUUGAGUUUCUAACACACUUUAUCUUUUCCUGUUGUGCCAUCAAAUGAUUGUGCCUUUCACUCCAGCUGAGUCCAGAAUUCUGUUUAUCAUCUGUUUAUUUGUAUUAUUUUCAUCAGUUUUAAUGAGAUCAGUGGUCAAGACAGCUACUGUAUGUUGGAGUGUCCAUCUGCAGGAAUCAUGUUUGCUCAUUUCAAUGUUAUGAAAGACUGACUCAUUCAUUCAGUAAACUUGUAUUUAAUCAUUUUAUUUUCUAGGUUGAAAAAUAGAUUAGGAAUUUGUAAUGUAAAAGGGAUGUAUUUGUUAAUGCUGUUUUUUUCGCUCUAAGAAUUUAUUCAGGUUAUUAAAGUUUUGUAUAUUGAAGGUUUUGUAAUAAUGAUGCUGAAGUCUAUUCCUGAGCAGCAGUGUAAACUAUACUUGUAUGUACUGUUUGUACAAAAACUUAAACUGCUUAAAUUAUGAGGGGAAGAUGUUGUAAUUGGUGACUUUCAUAAAAUGAUAAACCUGAAUUGUAAAUUUGAUAUUGAAAGUAAAACAUUUAAAGAAAAAGAUAACAAUCAGGAAGGACUUUUAUUUUUCACAAAAGCGCAAAAUGCUUUUUGUUGCAACCUCUUCCCAAAGAAAUGGAUAACAAAUAUUCAUUCUGAGUAAGGAAACCCUACUGAAAGUUGCACCAAUCAUAUUUCAGCUCAUUGUUUUGACUUCCAGGCUCAUGACUUCUCUGUGGUUUACUCUCACAGCUCACCUCACCUUGUUUUUCACUGCAGCAGUGUGCUAUUUGCAGCAAAGAAGCACCAAUGAAACUGCUGUAUACUUACUGUACAGCACAAAACAGGAGGCAGACGGUAAGUGAAAUUAUGCACAUAGUGGAAUAUUUGGCUUCUUGAUACUUAAUGUCCCUCAGCGAUGAAGUUGAUGUUAAACUUGAGAGAUGAUUGAGAGAAAAUGAGAUAACCUUUACAAAUAAUUAAAUGGAAUAUUUUCCAAAUUGGGUACUUUA
Labrus bergylta (ballan wrasse) is the source of this 3228-nucleotide messenger RNA. RefSeq names its product chloride channel CLIC-like 1 (gene clcc1). The record is from RefSeq and is a predicted model, not a curated record. Gene Ontology annotation, cellular component: membrane; endoplasmic reticulum. Gene Ontology annotation, molecular function: chloride channel activity. NCBI's taxonomy places the organism in Eukaryota, Metazoa, Chordata, Actinopteri, Labriformes, Labridae.